Molecule: messenger RNA, 9036 nt
Organism: Adineta ricciae
Lineage: Eukaryota; Metazoa; Rotifera; Eurotatoria; Adinetida; Adinetidae
Source: the annotation of a GenBank genome assembly
AUGUCAACGUCGAAACCCGUGGAAUGGGUUUCUGCAUUGAUUGAACGGUUUGAAUAUCAGUUACCGAUUAAAUGUGGAGAAUUAACAAAUCAAAUGCGUCUCAACUUAGAACAAAACAAAGAAUGUCUCAUUGCAUUGAGUCGAUUCAAAUUUUCACUUGUUAUCAUCGGCUUGACAGAUAUUCUUCGAACAAUCGACAAUACAAAAUGCGGUGGAUAUGAUCAAGAAAAAAAUAUUUAUGAAUCAUAUUUAAUCGUCCUUGAUGCAGUGGAACAAUGUUUAGCAAAUACGAAAGAUCUGAGUACAAGUCGUUUAGAUGAAGCAAUUUACGUGAAUCGGCUAUUACCUGUCGUUUGUAAAUUGUUGAAUGUCCCCGGUGAUGGCAUAACAGUUCAACAUGUUCGACAACUUGCGUCGAAUGUUCUAUUUGCAUUGAGUGUCAAUAAUUUCAGUACAUUAUUCAGUAAAGUUGUAUCGAGACUUGAAUGUCUGAGUGCAUCGGGUGAUGAACCAUGUGAAGCGGGUGAUCUUGAUUUGAUACAACAUAUGAAUGUGGAUAUGUUGAAGUUAACACGACUUCUCAACGAGGAAGUACAGAAAUGGAAAUUAUUGAAGAAAAUCCAUCAUACAGAACUUGUCAAAAGUGUUGAAAAGGCAAUUUGGAACUGGUUGGACACAUAUCCUGAAGAAUUUACGGAUUUACAAAAGCGUCCGAAUGCUGAACUAAGUGAUAAUUGUGAGAAACUAUUUGAAUUACUCGAUUCAUUCGGUGAAGCCAAUCGUCGUAAAGUUCAAUACAUUUGGCCACUUCAAAUGAUGUUAUUAGUCUUAUGUCCAAUAAUUCUCGAAGAAUUGGUUUAUGCAUUGGAAAAAGGUGGUCCUUGUUCGGCUGAACAUUUCAAAAAGCGAAAUUUUGUCGAUGCUCUUAAACGUCAAUUACAUGCUCAAGUUUUGGGCAAACAACAUUCAGCCGGUGGAACUGAAUCAGCUGCUGUUGUUACAUUUGUCAAAUUAUGUAAAGCAGCAACAUAUAUCAAUAACAAAGAUUCGAACAAUGUUCUAUUCGUCAUGGUUCAAUCGGUAAUCGGUGAUUUAAAACAAAUUCUAUUUAAUCCAAUGAAACCAUUUUCACGUGGUCAAGAUAAAAUUCAUGUGGAUUUAGAAUUAAUGAUUGAGUUCUUUCUCGCUUGUCUUCGAUUAAAUCCACACAAUAACGAAGUUUUAAAAGUUUGUUUGAACUUAUCUUCACCAGCGAUGUUUCAUUACGUCUUAGUCAAAGCUCUGUAUCGAAUCAUCACACAGAAACGUUUAGCUUGGUGGCCACAGAUUGAUAUCGUUUAUUCUCGCGCUGGAGAACUGCGAAAUAUGUUUACAGACACAUUAAAUAAAGUCUCUCAAUCUUCAACGUUUUCCACUACUCCAUUACGAAUCUCCGGCAUAACCGGUGUCAGUACAUUGAAAGAUUUUCUUUUCAAUACUCAACAAUUACGUACACAAUAUUCUCAAGCAUUCAAAUCAAAAACAUCCGAUCGAUUAGCUUAUGACGAAGGACCGAAUAAUCGUGAAUUGUUAUUAUGGAUCGUUCGUUUAAUCAUCGUUGAUCCAUACUUAAUGUUACACAAUCCGAAUAAACUCGAUCAUGAAACGCAAAUGUCGACAUUUGAAUUAAUCAACGGUCUUGUUUCACUUGUUCACGAUACAUCGAUGAUGCCAGAUGUCGCUCAUGCAGCAAUGGAAUCCUUAUUAGUUUUGCAUGAAACAAGAAAUAUCGAAUUAUGGAAUCCCGAAGCUUCGAUCAACACAUUUUGGUCAAUUUCAAGUCAAGUCCUGUUUUCGAUUUCACAAAAAUUAGUUCUACAUCAAAUUUAUGAAUAUACAUCAGUCCUACGUUGGUUAAGAGAAAUUCUUGUUCUACGAAAUGCAUUUCUUUUACAUCAUAAAGACAAUGCUUAUCUUGGUUCAAACAUUCCCAUGGCCAAACAUGCUCAUACGAAAUUAGAAAUUGUUUUCUUCAUUUAUUUGUGGUCGAUCGACCCCGAAGCAGUGAAAAUUGCCAUGUCGUGUUUCGCAUUAUUUGCUUACGAAGCUGAUAUUCGUUUUGGUUUUGACGAAAUGGCAGUGUUAGCACUCUUACCGAAUUAUAACAUUUACAUGGAACUAUCCGCAGCGUCGACCACGUUGGUGACUACCGGACGAAAUGCAUUACAGAAAAAAAUUCUUUCGUUGUUGAGACGUAUUGAAUAUGCUACUCCAGGAAAUAAACAAGCCUGGUAUGAUACAUUUGUCAAUCAGCAACAUUUGGGCAAAUUUUUAGCUGUUUAUCCGAAACGUGUCGAUGAUUUUGGUACUGGAGGAUCAACAGCGGGUUCACCAUCUGUUAGCGGUAGUGAAACAAGUGGAUUCGCAGGUGGUGGAUAUACAAAAUUUGGAAAAAGACGAGCAGGUGUCAAUUCAAGUGAACAUGAAAUUGAAGAUGUUUUUCAUGAAUGGGCGAAUAUGACCGGAUUUUUAUGUGCGCUCGGAAGUGUUUCGUUACCAGUCAAAAAUCGUCCGGGUGUACAUGGAAUUCCAGUUGAUACUCGUCGUACAUCAAUGGAACCGGUUAGUUCGGAUUUACAUUAUUGUCCUGUGACACAAUUUAUCGGCGAUUGUUUGAAAUAUUUGGUUUGUCAAAAUGAGAAAUUUGGUCUACAAAUCCAACGUCAUAUUCAAGAUUUAUUAGGACAUGAAUUAAAUCCUCUAUGUUAUCCAAUUCUCUUCGAUCAAAUUAAAAUUCAAGUUGAUAAAUUCUUUGAUGCCAAUGGUCAAGUGAUUUGUUCGGAACAAAACACUCAAUUUAUCGAUAAUGUUAUCGUAAUAAUGCGUUCAGUUUUUGAAAUGAAAGCUCAACAAUCGGCACAAAGUUCUUUAGAAGGUCCAUCAACAACAUCGGGUUCAUCAAAUACAUUAGGUGUACCAAAUAACAACAAUGUAUCAUCACCAUCAGUUGUGGGCGCUUCAUCCAACGAUCCAAGUUCGAAUUCAACAAGUGCAAGUGGACGUGGUGGACCACAACAAACUAAUGAAAAUCCUUUGGCGAAUGUGAUUAGUUUAGAACAACUCGUUCUCAACAUUGUUCGUUAUGCACGACAUUUGGAUACAAGUGUUGGAGCAGUGACUAUUCGUAUUCGUGUUUGUCAAUUAGUGGAAUCAAUGAUGAAACGACGUGAUGAUUUAUCAUUUCGACAAGAAAUCAAAUUUCGAAAUAAACUUGUGGAAUAUCUUACCGAUUGGAUUAUGGGAAAUUCGCAUCAAUUUAAUCAAGUUCACGCAUUGGGACAAUCCGCUGCUGGUGUCAGUGUUGGAAGUGGAGUGAAUGUGACAACAUCUCAAUUAGUCGUUGAUCAAUAUCAACAUUUGACACGAGAAUUAGAUCAAGCAUCAAUGGAAGCCGUCGCUUCGUUACUUCAUUCACUUCCAUUGCAACCCGAAGAAAGUGAUCGAGGAGAUUUAAUGGAAGCAAAAUCACAACUAUUUCUGAAAUAUUUUACUUUGUUUAUGAAUUUACUAAACGAUUGUGGUGAUGAUUUAAAUGAUGAUCAGAGUUCAUUACCUGACCAUCAUCAAACAAAUAUGGAACGAACGACAUCGACAAAUCAAACGCAACAGCAACAGCAACAACAAUCACAGUUAGCGAAUCAAUUACAUCAGAAACAACAAUCUCUGAGAAAUUCAACAAUUGUUGCCAUGUCGAAUUUACUCGCUGCAAAUAUCGAAAGUGGUUUGAUGAGAAGUAUUGCUUUGGGUUAUCAUCGUGAUCCACAAACUCGCGCUGCUUUUAUGGAAGUUUUGACACAAAUUCUUCAACAAGGAACGGAAUUUGAUACUUUGGCUGAAACUGUUCUUGCUGAUCGAUUCGAACGCUUAGUUGAACUUGUGACAAUGAUUGGCGAUAAAGGUGAAUUACCGAUCGCAAUGGCACUUGCAAAUGUUGUCUCACCUCAAUACAUGGAUGAAUUAGCACGAGUGUUCGUGACGAUUUUCGAUGCAAAACAUUUACUUCAUCAAUUAUUGUUGAAUAUGUUUGCAAAAGAAGUUGAAAUGGCUGAUUGUUAUCAAACGAUUCUCCGUGGAAAUGGUUUACCAACGAAGAUUAUGUCAUUCUGUUUUAAACUUUAUGGUUCACAUUAUUUAUACAAUUUGUUCGCACCGAUCUUAGCGAAAAUGUUCAUCGCUGAUUUACGUUCGUAUGAAGUUGAUCCAUCACGUAUUGAACAACAUGAACAGUUGGAGGAUAAUCGAAAAAAUCUCCGUUUGUUAACCCAAGAUGUUUUUCAAGCGAUUGUUGAUUCGGCUUCGCAAUUUCCAUUGCAACUGCGUAUACUUUGUUCAUGUUUAUAUCAAGUUGUUCAUCAACGCUUUCCUCAACAUCCACUACAAGCUGUAUCAACCGUGAUUUUCCUUCGUUUUCUUAACCCAGCAUUGGUUCUUCCACAUGAAUUUGGUAUCGUCGACGCCGAACCAUUACCACGUAUAAAACGUGGUUUAACUCUCGUAUCAAAAAUUCUUCAAAACAUCGCAAACAAUUUGAUUUUUACCAAAGAAUUUCACAUGCGAUGUUUCAAUGAUUAUCUUCGUUCAACAUUCGAUUUGGCAACAAAUUUUGUUUCAUCAAUCAGUGAGCCGAUCAAUUUAAAUACAAUUCUUCCAUCGGAUGAGCAACAACCAAUGGAAAAUAACAUCCCUGAUUCAACAAUUCUCUCUCCAACGUAUCCAAUGUCUUAUAUCAGUGAUGCGAAUGUUUUGGCUCUUCAUCGAUUACUUUGGUAUCAUCAAGAAAAAAUCGGAGAUUAUUUAUCGAGUGGAAGAGAUCAUAAAGCAAUUGGACGAAGACCUUUUGAUAAAAUGGCGACUUUGUUAGCUUAUCUCGGCCCUCCGGAUCAUCGACCAUUGGAUUCACAAUGGAUUUCAUAUGAUAUGACAGCGACAAAAUUCGAAGAAUUAAUGGCAAAAACACAAAUGCACGAAAGAGAAGAAUUCAAAUCCUUAAAAGCUUUGAAUAUUUUCUAUCAAGCUGGAUUUAGUAAACAAAACAAUACUCCUGUAUUCUAUUACAUUGCUCGUCGUUUUAAAGUCAACGAAAUGAAUUGUGACUUGUUGAUUUAUCAUGUUCUUCUAACAUUGAAACCAUUUCAAGCCAAACCAUUCGAAUUGGUCGUUGAUUUCACUCACACAUGCACAGACAAUCGUUUCAAGACUGAUUAUUUGUCUAAAUGGUUCAUUUGCAUGCCAGAUUGUUUCUAUUAUAAUCUUCAAGCUUGUUACAUCUAUAAUUGUAAUUCUUGGGUGAGAGAAUAUACAAAAUAUCACGAUCGAAUCUUGUCAACGAUAAAAGGUUCGAGAAAAUUAAUUUUUCUGGAUCAUAUCUCACGUUUGAGCGAUUUUAUCGAACCGGAUCAACAAAAAUUACCUGGACAUACUUUAUCACUCGAAGAGGAUCUGAAAGUAUUUAACAAUGCAUUGAAAUUAUCCCAUAAAGAUACAAAAGUCGCUAUCAAAGUUGGUCCACAAGCAAUUCAAGUGACAUCAAGUGAAAAAACGAAAGUUCUCAGUCAUAGCGUCUUAUUAAACGAUGUUUAUUACGCAUCAGAAAUCGAAGAAGUCUGUCUAGUCGAUGAUAAUCAAUUCACAUUAACAAUUGCGAAUGAAACUGGUCCACUUUCAUUUAUUCACAACGAUUGUGACAACAUCGUUCAAGCAAUUAUUCACAUUCGAACACGAUGGGAACUUGCUCAACCUGAUUCGAUUCAAAUUCAUAAUAAAAUUCGUCCAAAAGAUGUUCCUGGAACAUUGUUGAACAUUGCAUUGUUGAAUUUAGGAUCUCUUGAUCCAUCGUUACGAUCAGCUGCGUAUAAUCUUCUAUGUGCUUUAACGCAAACAUUUGAUUUACGUAUCGAAGGUCAACUCUUGGAAUCGUCGGGUUUGUGUAUUCCAUCGAAUAAUACAAUUUUUAUUAAAACAAUUUCCGAAAAAUUGGCGUUGAAAGAAGCACAUUUAACAUUAGAAUUUCUCGAAGAAUGUAUCGAAGGUUUCCGAAAUUCGACGAUUGAACUAAAACAUCUCUGUUUGGAAUAUAUGACCAAAUGGUUACCAAAUUUAACUCGAUUUUGUAAACAAAAUGAUGAUAAUAAACGAAUGAAAGUGUCGAUGAUCUUGGAUAAACUGAUUACAUUGACAAUCGAAGAAGAUGAUAUGUAUCCAUCAAUUCAGGCAAAAAUUUGGUCAAACGUUGGACAAGUUAGCGAUCUAUUAGAUAUUGUUCUCGAUUGUUUUAUCAAACGAUCUGUUCUCGGUGGUUUGGGUUCAUUACCUGCUGAAAUUCUUGCUGAUACCGCUGUUGCUUUAGCUAGUUCAAACGCUUUACUAUUUUCUCGAAAAGUCAUCGGUCGUCUCUGUCGUUUAAUCGAAAAAACAUGUCUAUCACCAACACCAACAUUAGAACAACAUUUAAUUUGGGAUGAUAUCGCCAUUCUACUUCGAUAUUUACUCAUGCUUUCAUUCAAUAACUCACUUGACGUAGCGUCUCAUUUACCAUUUUUAUUUCAUAUUGUCACGUUGUUGGUCAGUACAGGACCAUUGACAUUGCGUGCUUCGACGCAUGGUCUUGUGAUCAAUAUUUUACAUUCAUUAUGUACAUGUUCUCAACCACAAUUUAGCGACGAAACACAACGUGUUCUUCGUUUGUCCUUAGCAGAAUUUUCGCUACCGAAAUUUUAUGCUUUGUUUGGUUUAUCGAAAGUAAAAUCAGCGAGUGUUAUUGCAUUUCGCACAGGUUUUAUCAGACAACAGCAGCAACAACAACAUUCAAAUCAAUUACUCUCUCAAGAUAAACAACAACAACAACAGCAACAACAGCAGCAACAACAACAACAACAACAACAAAUUUCAUUUGAACGAACAAUUGCGAUAAGCAAUGCAUAUUCACCAACCAUCGAACAACCUGAACGAAUGAGUUUAACUUCACUGGAAACAAUUACCGAUACUUUGUUAGAAUUGAUGGAAGCUUGCAUGAAUGACAUACCUGAUUGUGAAUGGUUAGCUCAAUGGCAAGAAUUAGCUAAGCGUUUUGCAUUUCAAUUUAAUCCUGCUCUACAACCACGUGCAAUAAUUGUAUAUGGCUGUAUAUCAAAAAGUACGAGUGAUGGAGAAAUCAAAGCUUUGUUACGAAUACUUGUUAAAGCAUUGGAAUCGUUUUCUGAUAUUGAUUUGAUUGAUGCAAUAAUUAUGUGUUUAACACGAUUAUUACCGUUAUUAUCACCCGAAUCGAAGAUACAUAAAUUCAUGUUUUGGAUUGCUUUAUCGAUACUUCAAUUAGAAGAAACACAGUUAUAUGCGUCUGGUUUAGCUUUACUCGAACAAAAUCUUCAUACACUUGAUCAUAUGUUAAAUCUAUUUGAAAAUACGAAUACUCAUCAACAGCAAACAUUAGAACGAAUCAUGAUGGAUGCACGCGAACCAUUAGAAUGGCAAUUCAAACAAUUGGAUGCAAGUAUGGGUUUAUCAUUCAAAUCCAAUUUCAAUUUUGCACUCGUUGGACAUUUGAUCAAAGGAUUUCGUCAUCCUGUUCAAUCGACUGUUGCGCGUACAACUCGUGUUCUUUCAACUCUUCUUAGUAUAGUUGCUAAAUCUGAAUCUCAUGAUAAAUUUAAAGUCACACCAACAUCUGUUCCGUACUUAGCUGCAUUAGUCAGUGUUGUCGAAGAAGUUCGUACACGAUGUCCUGUUAAAAAUCGUCCUAUCAAUGUUCCAUCAACAACAGUCAAUACAAAUUCCACGAAUGCUUCUCCGUUUAACUACCCAUCAUCUCCUUCUAACCAUCCACUCUCUCAAAUUCCUCAAUCUCAUUCAAGUACAUCUAUUGCUGAUUUUACUGCCAUAACUGCAAAUACACCUUCCUCAUCAUCAUCUGUCCUGACAAAUUCAUCAUUACUUAAUAUUCAACAAGGUUUAUAUCCACGUCGUCAAAAGUCAUGGGAUUCUUCUUAUAUCGAUAAAUCACGAAGAGUUGGCGGAGUUAUCACAAUGACUGGUGCUCGUUUAUUAUCUGUUCCACCCCAUGCACGUCAUUGGCAUUCGUUUGAUAUUGAACAUGCUGUACCACGAAUACUGACAAAACCAGCAUCAACGUUGGUUCAACUACAACAAGUGAAACCAGUUGUACCAAUCAUUGCAGUGACACCACAAACUGCACCUGAAACUCAACAAACAUAUGAAACAAGUAGUGAAACAAAUCUUCUGUUAGAUCCUGAUGUUAUCACAGACACAUCCACUCAAGCUUUAUUAUUAACUGUAUUAGCAACACUUGUUCGUAAUACUUCGGAUGAAAACGAAAUGCGUAUUAUUUAUGAAUAUCUAGCUGAAUCAAGUAUUGUUUUUCCAAAAGUUUUCCCAGUAAUUCAUAAUCUAUUGGAUGCAAAAAUCAAUUCAGUUCUUUCAUUGUCGCAUGACGAAUCGAUUCUCGCAUCCGUUCAAUCCGUAAUCUAUCAAAUGAUUGCUUGUUCAGCCGGUGAUGAUGCUAGUCAACAACAACAACAGUUGAGCUAUUUACAAUCAUGUGGUUUUGGUGGUUUAUGGCGUUUUGCUGGUCCAUUCACUAUUUCACGACAAAAUCCAGAUAAUGUGGAAUUGUUUGUUAAUUGUUUAGAAGCCAUGGUUGAAACGUGUUUACCAUCAUUAGAUGAACAUGAGGAUGGUUCGGAAAGUGGUUUGAAUACAGGAAAUAGUUUAAGUGGAAAUAGUCGAACUAGACAUGCCUCAUUACAUCAUCAUCAUACCUUUCGACAUCAUCAUCAUUAUUCAGCUUCAUCGGCAGCUGCAUGUCUCAAUGCAAAUUUGUCAUCUUCGUUGUCAAGUGUUUCAAUAGAUUCGAUUCGAUCUCCGACGGAUCGUGAUGCUCAAUUUUUCGAUUUGAAUGAUCUGAAUCGACCAACUCAAUCCCAAUCGUCAACCAAUGCCUAUGGUCGAUCACAUAUUACACAAAAACCUAAUCUUAUUUAA